ACAGCACAUGGUUCUAAAUUAAUUUUUUUCCUUUAUUUUGUCAUAAAGUUGUUUUAUGUCUAGCAAUUUAGGGUUACCCAUGGAAGGAGAAUUACAUGGAAAUGAAGGCAACAAUAAUAUGAUGGAAGGGCGGCCUAUGGCUCCAGCAGCAGAGAAUGUUGACCUUGCUCUGCCACCUGCAAUUGUGCCUCCUGCUGCUGCUCGGUAUAAUAAUUCAUCUGUAGCUCCUCUUCUAAGAUCAAUGAACUCUGAUCUGCCUAGUUUUGUGACUUUUCAAAACCGCACUGAACGUCCUGUUGAUGUUUACUGGGUUAACUUCGCAGGAAAAAGUGUCCUCUACAAGACACUACCUGCUCAAAGUAAAUUGUCAGUGAACACGUAUGAAACUCAUCCAUGGAUAUUCCGUGACCAUCAGACUCGUGCAAAAUUGGUGGUAAAUUGCCAGGAAGUGUUCACGCCAAAGCAUUAUAUUGGGGCCCUUGGAGUUGAUGCUGCUAAUGAAGUUGCACCUCUAAGACAAACUUUUGACAUCACCAUUCCCAUCUACACUCUCAAGGACUGUGCCACACAGGUGCUACUUAAUCACGUGUGUGAUCGUGACAAACUUCACCAGCUUCACUUACCCUCUACUCUGCUGCAGGAGCUGCAAUCUGCUGCUGACCUCAGGGACUCAACUGGAGCUUACCUUUGAAUCUCAAACAUUC
Messenger RNA from Hyalella azteca, 704 nucleotides. RefSeq names its product von Hippel-Lindau disease tumor suppressor (gene Vhl). The transcript is spliced from 5 exons. Bases 56 to 691 code for a protein of 211 amino acids. The record is from RefSeq and is a predicted model, not a curated record. Lineage: Eukaryota; Metazoa; Arthropoda; Malacostraca; Amphipoda; Hyalellidae.